AUGCGAAAUCCAAAAUUAUUCGCCAGUCAUAACUACCUAGCAAAGGUUGCUCCUGAAUCCAAUUUUGAUGAAAGUGGUAAAUCUCAAUCACCACAUCGUGAUCUUGAUAUGGGUAUUCCAUCACCAACGAGAGGCUUUCCAAUCAAGUCCAAUAUCAAGGAGAUUGGAGGUCUUGGUGGCUCUGUGCACACAUCUAAUGUGGACACAACCACUAAUCAAGGUGAAGGAGUGACCACCACAGAAUCCCAAGGUACUUCGACUAUUAUCAUUUCAUCUUCCUUCGAUACAUCUACCAUUGACACCACUGUUUCUCUACCAUCAUUCCAUACUUCUAUUUCUACCACCUUACCUCAAUCCAAACAAUCACCAACCUUUGGAAACAUCCUUAAUCAACCUAUUACUUCAUUAUUUCCAUCCCAAUCCACCGAAGGCGCCAAACCAGUCCAGGAAGAUGAAACCACUAAAGAUGGUGAAUUUAUGGAUUCUUUUGCUGAUAUUGAAUUCGAUCAAGAAGAGGAAAACAUUCCAGAUCACAUGUUAAUGUCUAGGAAACAAUUCAAUAUUCUCAACAUGAAGCUUAACUCUUUAUUGAAGCUUCAAGUUGAUGCAAGGGCUCAAAAUUAUGUGUCUGGAAUUGAAGUCGAUGUGAUGCUCAAGGCUCAAGAGCUUCAAUUAAGAAAUGAGUUGGAUCUAAUGAACAAGAAUAAUGAGAAUCAUGUCAAGGUUAAGUAUUCGACUUUUAAUGAUGUGCUUACGGAGUUGAAAGCUGUUGCAAAAGAAAGGCACAUAUUGUUUGUUCAAGUUGUUAAAAGGUUCGUGAAGACGUCAAUCGGAAGAUUGAGGAACUCAAGGUUGAUAUGGAGAAGCAAGUGGAAACUAUUACAAAUGAUUACUGUUCUCUUCAUACCGAAGUUGAUAUAA
Molecule: messenger RNA, 921 nt
Organism: Lactuca saligna
Lineage: Eukaryota; Viridiplantae; Streptophyta; Magnoliopsida; Asterales; Asteraceae
Source: the annotation of a GenBank genome assembly